Messenger RNA from Neopsephotus bourkii (Bourke's parrot), 1102 nucleotides. RefSeq names its product mitochondrial ribosomal protein L39 (gene MRPL39). The transcript is spliced from 10 exons. Gene Ontology annotation, molecular function: RNA binding; nucleotide binding. The record is from RefSeq and is a predicted model, not a curated record. Gene Ontology annotation, cellular component: mitochondrion. The coding region runs from base 30 to 1064 and encodes 344 amino acids. NCBI's taxonomy places the organism in Eukaryota, Metazoa, Chordata, Aves, Psittaciformes, Psittacidae.
UGCACCGGGCGGCAGGACUGGGCCGGAGCAUGGCGGCGCGCUGGGCUGCCUGCGGCCUGUGGGGCAGGCGCCAGGGGCGGCGGUUCAUCUCCACAUCAACUGUUUCUCGACUGACAUCAGAAGAAGUGAUUCAGAUGCGUAAUGAGCUCUUCAGCAAAGAGAAAGAAAGACAGUUGUCUCUUUAUCCACGAAUUGAGAAAAUUGAAGUAAAAUACACUGGGAAAUCGCACCCUGGGAGUGUGUUUGUAAUGAACAAAGCUUUAUCUACUCCGUACAAUUGUGCCAUGCACUUAAGUGAGUGGCAUUGCAAGAGGUCCGUUCUAGCUCUUGUGGAUGGUGAAGCCUGGGAUAUGUACAGACCCUUGACCAAAUCUUGUGAAAUUCAGUUCCUUACUUUCAAAGAUGAAGACCCAGAAGAAGUAAACAAGGCCUACUGGCGUUCCUGUGCCAUGAUCAUGGCAUGUGUAUUAAAGCGGGCAUUCAAAGAUGAAUAUUCAGUCAAUCUGAUUAGAGCUCCAGAAGUGCCAGUGAUCUCUGGGGCUUUCUGUUAUGAUAUAAUUUUGGACGAUAGACUGAAUGACUGGAAACCAACAAAUGACAACUUCCGUUCUCUUACAAGGGAUGCUGGAAAGCUGAUUCACAAAGACCUGGUAUUUGAAACACUGCAUGUUGAAUCAAAAGUGGCACGUGAAAUGUUUCAGCAUAACAGAUACAAACUGGAGAUGAUUGAACGAAAAGCUUCACAGAAUAUGGAAGGAAUUGUAGUGUUACAUAGAUUUGGUGACUUUGUAGAUGUCAGUGAAGGCCCUCAUAUUCCAAGGACAAGUUUCUGUUUCCAGUAUGAGAUAACAGCAGCCCAUAAUCUUCAGACUAACCAGUCUGAAUUGGUAAGGAGAUUCCAGGGUGUGUCCCUGCCAGUCCAUUUGAAGGCUCACCACAUCGUGUGGCACAAACUGCUGGAAAGAUCAAAGAGGCUGGUCACUGAAGAAAAAUAUUUGGAAGCAGCAGUUGAACAUCAUGAGGCAAAAGAUGGAACUGAAGAAGAAAGAACUGCAUCAGUUUAAAUUAACUUUAAAUGUACAUAAUAAAAUGUGUAUUUUUA